ACUUUUUCAUCAAAAGGCGCGUUAAAAUCAUCUGUUAUGGAUGGAACUGUCAUAAUAAAUCUAAAAUACCAAAUUUAAUGUUACUUUGCGGUUGGUUUUUAUGCAGGUAAAUCCCUGAAAUAACAGAAUAAUGUCUUGCAUCAAGUACGCCAGCAAAAAUUACAUUGAUUUUCGAAUCCACAUUUUGCUAGUUGGAAAGAAAGAGCUUUGCGAAAAUGUGAGGGAGGCAAUGAUCGAAAUGAGUAAUAAAAUUGGCGACGUCUUUGAAAUUCAUUUGGUGCAAAAUAUCGCCGUCCUGAUUCAGCAAGAGAUCGAUCUGAGCUUUGACUACAUCAUUUUGGUGCAUGAUUUAAGAGAUCGGUUCUUGAAUAUUAUCUCGGACAUAUUUGAAACUCAACUGAGUUUAAUAGACCAACACUACCGAUUGGGAUCAAAAGUGGCGUUAGUUUUGCCCGUUGAACUGCAAUCUUCAAAUAGUUCCGUAAGCUACGAAGCUGUUUUCCAGAGUGCAGCAAAGCAUGGUUUGCCAGUAAUCAGAGGCAACCUAAGCAACAUUUCAUCCAGAGAAUUUAUGGGAGAGCAAAUUAUCGAACUUGUUUCAACAGCCAACGGUCUUUGGUCAUCAUUUGGAUUCCCUACACUUGUGCCUCCUGAUCCUCCUCUUUAAAGAAAUAGAAAACAAUUAUUCAAUAUUAAUUUAAAAAAUAUUAACGUUUAAUAAAGAUUCAAUUAUC
Molecule: messenger RNA, 734 nt
Organism: Neocloeon triangulifer
Lineage: Eukaryota; Metazoa; Arthropoda; Insecta; Ephemeroptera; Baetidae
Exons: 4
Coding region: 131-667 (178 amino acids)
Source: RefSeq, a predicted model, not a curated record